AUUUGUUAAAGCAGGUCUUUCAGUAGACAAUUUACGUGCUUAUGUUUUAAUGAUAGAGGAAGAAUCUAAAAAUUAUCUCUCUCGAUGGAAUAAGAAAUCUGAUAUUCAAGAUAUUCAUAAAGCAAUGGCAGAAUUAAUUAUUUUAACUGCUUCUCGAUGUUUAUUGGGUGAAGAAGUUCGUUCAAAAGUGGAUGAAUCAUUCGCUCAAAUAUUUCAUGACCUUGAUGGUGGAUUCCAACCAAUAAAUUUUCUUUUCGAUAAUUUACCUUUACCUUCAAAUAGACUACGUGACAAAGCUCAUAUAAGGAUGCGCCAUUUUUUCAUGGAUAUCAUGAAAUAUCGUCGUGAAACUGGAAAAACUGAUAGCACCGACGUUAUGCAGUACUUAGCAACCAAUUGUCAAUACAAAACUGGAAGAAACUUAACUGAUAUGGAAGUUGCUCAUAUUAUGAUUGCGAUGUUAAUGGCUGGUCAACACACAAGCUCAACCACUAGCGCGUGGGCUCUCCUUUACCUUGCGCAGAAGCCUGAACUAUUUGAUAAACUUCGACAAGAACAAAUUGAAGUUCUUGGUUCUCUUGAUGCCCCUCUCACCUAUGAUUCUAUUAAACUGUUAACUCUUCAUGAAAAUAUUGUUCGUGAAACUCUUAGAUUAAGACCUCCAAUUCUUCAUAUUAUUCGAAAAGUUGUUCGUGAUAUGCCAAUCCCUGGAACAGAUUACGUUAUUCCAAAGGAUGCUUAUGUUCAAUGCAUUCCUGCUCUUACUGCGAGAUCUGAUGAAUUUUUUGAAAAUGCUGAAGAAUUUAAUCCAUAUAGAUGGAAAGAUUUUGAUUUACAAAAUAAAGAUCGUGAUGAUGAUCUUGUGGAUUAUGGUUUUGGUGCUCUUUCUGCUAGUGCAAGAUCUCCUUUUCUUCCAUUUGGUGCAGGUCGUCAUAGAUGUAUUGGUGAACCAUUCGCUUAUAUACAAAUUAAAACAAUCCUUGCUAUAUUUGUUAGAACAUUUAAUUUGGAAUUACAUAAUAAUAAAUUUCCCGAAUGUGAUUUUACCACUAUGAUGGUUCUACCUAAAAAGCCUAUG
Dentiscutata heterogama is the source of this 1078-nucleotide messenger RNA. The record is from the annotation of a GenBank genome assembly. Lineage: Eukaryota; Fungi; Glomeromycota; Glomeromycetes; Diversisporales; Gigasporaceae.